This is a messenger RNA of Chiloscyllium plagiosum (whitespotted bambooshark), 708 nucleotides long. The record is from RefSeq and is a predicted model, not a curated record. Lineage: Eukaryota; Metazoa; Chordata; Chondrichthyes; Orectolobiformes; Hemiscylliidae.
GGAUUUUGUGAUAACCAAUUAAUCUGUCAGGAUUUGCAGAUUAUAUUGAUGUUCACACUCUGAGUUUCAUAGACAAGAAGUGCGCAACAGACAUUGAUGAAUGUGCUUCUGAUCCCUGCAAAAAUGGAGCAACUUGUGUAAAUAUGAUUGGCGAGUACUCUUGUGGUUGUGUGCAAGGUUUUGAAAGUUAUGACUGUUCAGGAGAGAUAAAUGAAUGCCUAUCAAAUCCAUCUGACCCUACCAAUACCAUUUAUUUAGAAGAUCUGACAAAUAGUUUUCGAUGUUUCUGCAAUCGAGGACAUACAGGAAAAACUUCUGCAAUUUCUGUAACUUUCUGUGUGGCAGGAUUGUGUCAGUGUGGAUCAUAUUAUAAGGAUGUCCCUGGAGGAUUUAGAUGUCAUUGCCUUCACGGAUUAGAAGGAUGUUUUUGUGAAACCAAUAUUGAUGAUUGUGAGACUGACUCUUGUGGGAUCUCAGCAUUUGCAAAGAUGGCCUGAAUUCUUCUAUUACUGUGCAGCAGGCUUCAUAGAUUGGUUUAAUGCACACUGCCUCUCUGUGAACUUAGUGGAAGUUUAAAAUGGCCAGAAAUAAAAGCCCUGAUUCAUUAUCACUUACUCUUCUUUGUAGUGGAAGUCACACCCCUUCAAAAUGUUGCAAAAUUUCAUGGAACGUGUCAAUUUGCUGAGCAAUUAUUCUAAUGCGAUUGAG